This is a messenger RNA of Kockovaella imperatae, 1346 nucleotides long. Its product is annotated as P-loop containing nucleoside triphosphate hydrolase protein. Gene Ontology annotation, cellular component: cytosolic proteasome complex; proteasome regulatory particle, base subcomplex. The coding region runs from base 90 to 1304 and encodes 404 amino acids. Gene Ontology annotation, molecular function: ATP hydrolysis activity; proteasome-activating activity; ATP binding. The record is from RefSeq and is a predicted model, not a curated record. The transcript is spliced from 11 exons. Gene Ontology annotation, biological process: positive regulation of RNA polymerase II transcription preinitiation complex assembly. Lineage: Eukaryota; Fungi; Basidiomycota; Tremellomycetes; Tremellales; Cuniculitremaceae.
UUUCAUCUAUCUACGACAUCGUCGAUAGGUUUAGAGUCGUGACUUUGCCCCGGUGACCGAGGGCUCUGAUCAAGAAGAUCUUGCUCGAGAUGUCUGCUCUCGCGUCUUCAUCAACUGUGGUCGCACCAGCUGGAAUGGACCCGGACAAGUAUGAAGCCAUCAAAGCGUAUCGAGCGAAAGUGAAAGAGCACACAGAGAUUGGGGAAAGGUUGAAAAGAGUUCGAUUGAAUAUCCAAUCUUUGUCUGGCGACUUUGACAAGACGGAGGAUGAUAUCAAGGCGUUACAAUCCGUGGGCCAGCUUAUCGGAGAGAUACUCAAACAGCUGGACGAUGAGAGAUUCAUCGUCAAGGUAUCCUCUGGACCUCGAUAUGUGGUCUCGUACAGGCCAACCCUGCCCGCUGCCAAGCUCAAACCUGGCGUCCGAGUCUCCUUAGACAUGACCACUCUCACCAUCAUGCGGAUUCUCCCACGAGAGGUCGAUCCCAUGGUUUAUAACAUGUCCUUGGAGGAUCCUGGCGCGGUAUCAUUUGCCGGUAUCGGUGGUCUUGGAGAGCAGGUCAGAGAGUUGAGAGAAGUCAUCGAGCUGCCCUUGAUGAAUCCCGAGUUGUUUGAGCGCGUCGGGAUCAAUCCACCCAAGGGAGUCCUGCUGUACGGGCCGCCCGGUACAGGCAAGACACUGUUGGCCCGAGCUGUCGCGGCAACCCUCAACACCAACUUUCUCAAAGUUGUCUCAUCAGCUAUCGUCGACAAAUAUAUCGGAGAAUCUGCUCGACUCGUCAGAGAAAUGUUCGCGUACGCCAAGGAGAAUGAGCCCUGCAUCAUUUUCAUGGACGAGAUCGAUGCCAUCGGGGGUAGGCGUUUCAGUGAAGGGACUAGUGCGGAUCGAGAGAUUCAGAGGACAUUGAUGGAGCUGUUGAAUCAGAUGGAUGGAUUCGAUUCUUUGGGCAAGACCAAGCUCAUCAUGGCGACCAACAGACCAGACACAUUGGAUCCUGCUCUGAUGCGACCAGGUCGUCUGGACAGAAAGAUUGAAAUUCCUCUUCCGAAUGAGCAGGGACGACUGGAAAUUCUCAAGAUUCACGCCAUGAAGAUCAACAAGUCUGGAGACAUUGAUUAUGAGGCCGUGGUCAAACUCAGUGAUGGUUUCAACGGAGCAGAUUUGAGAAAUGUUUGCACCGAAGCGGGCAUGUUUGCCAUCCGCGAGGAUCGCGACGCGAUCGUCCAGGAGGACCUCAUGAAAGCCUGUCGAAAGCUACGCGAUGCAAAGAAGCAUGAGACUGCAAUGGAUUACAAGGCGUCAUAGAUAUGCCCUGACAAUGAUGAUGAUGCAUGGUAAUGGCUACAA